GUAGUUCCGUCAUCCCGCUCAUCUGCGGGGCGACAGGGGGCCAAUGUUGAUUUGGGCGAAUUGCCUUCCAUAUAGGAUGUCAUUAGGUUUUAAAAAGCCUCAGUUUGCUAGCGCGAAGGCUUUCGACAGAGAAUACCGCAUCCCCGCCCGAGGAGUUACUGUGAUUUUGGGGAGGCUGGGGUGAAGGUGGGGAAGCCGAGGGGCCUCCAUCGGAGGGGGCUGAAAGGAGCCAUAGGCGAAGACUGGCCAACAGCGCCCAGUAGCGACCCGGGAUCUGAGCGGCAUCAACAGCGGACAUCCUGUUCAAGAGGAACACCGUUUUUGGAUUUAGGAGCUCUUUUGUCGUCAGAACCGAGCUUCGAUCUGCUUGGCGAUCUGCUUGCUGUGAGCGACUGACCGUCCGUUGACAGCUCGUCAUCAUGGGCAACGCGCCCACGGCCAGGAAGGGCAGUGAGAUGGAAAGCGUAAAGGAGUUCCUUGCUAAAGCCAAAGAGGACUUCCUGAAGAAGUGGGAGAGCCCUGAACAGAACACCGCUUGCCUGGACCACUUUGAGAGGUUGAAAACUCUCGGAACGGGCUCGUUUGGUCGCGUUAUGCUGGUGAGGCACAGAGAAACAGGACAGCAUUACGCCAUGAAGAUCCUCAACAAGCAGAAGGUGGUGAAGCUCAAGCAGAUUGAGCACACUCUUAACGAAAAGAGAAUUCUUCAAGCUGUUAACUUUCCUUUUCUCGUACGGUUAGAGUAUUCAUUCAAGGACAACACCAACCUCUACAUGGUGAUGGAAUAUGUGCCGGGCGGAGAGAUGUUCUCCCAUCUACGGAGAAUUGGCAGAUUUAGUGAACCCCAUGCUCGGUUCUACGCUGCUCAAAUUGUUCUGACCUUCGAAUACCUGCAUGCUUUGGACCUGAUCUAUAGAGAUCUGAAACCUGAAAACCUUCUCAUAGACCAACAGGGCUACAUACAGGUGACAGAUUUUGGCUUUGCCAAACGCGUUAAGGGCAGGACUUGGACACUGUGUGGGACGCCAGAAUAUCUUGCCCCUGAAAUCAUACUCAGCAAGGGAUAUAACAAGGCAGUGGACUGGUGGGCGUUAGGUGUACUGGUCUAUGAGAUGGCAGCUGGGUACCCUCCUUUCUUCGCUGACCAGCCUAUUCAGAUCUACGAGAAGAUUGUAUCAGGGAAGGUGCGCUUCCCAUCUCACUUCAGCUCCGACCUGAAGGAUCUCCUGAGGAACUUGCUACAGGUUGAUCUGACUAAACGCUAUGGGAACCUCAAGAACGGGGUCAAUGACAUUAAGGGACACAAGUGGUUUUCAACUACUGACUGGAUUGCCAUUUACCAGAAAAAAGUGGAAGCUCCAUUCGUCCCCAAGUUUAAGGGGCCAGGCGACACCAGCAACUUUGACGACUAUGAGGAGGAGGAGAUCCGCAUUUCUUUCAAUGAGAAAUGUGCCAAGGAGUUUGCAGAGUUCUAGAGUUGGCGCUUGAGUGGAUGAGGGAGGGAGUCGAUAAGGAAGCUGGGGGAGUCAGAGCGAAGCUGGUCAAGUGGGAGAUGUCAGGAGGAGCGUACCAUCUCCCGUCACAAUCACAAGCACCAGCUGCAAAAAGAGGGGAAAGGGAUCAAGCAAGGAGACUGACAACCAGCAGUGUCGCCUUUUUCAGUUCUACUUUCUUCAUGAUUCUGUCUCAUUUAUGGAUCCCUUUAUAACGAAGGCGUGCUUCAGAUUCUCGGGUUGGGCAACCACUCUUGUUUAGAGUCGCCUCUUCACUGUUUACUCCCUGCUGGUAUGGUUUCAUCCUUCACGUUUGAAGUCCAAGAGAGGCAAAUUCAUUUGUUCGAGUCAACUGUUCCAUCUCUUUGUCAAAUGUGAAGACUACUGGAACUGGACCAGAGAAAGUCUGCACUGAUUUUUUUUUUUUUUUUUAAUUUCCACUGAUAAUUGGUUGGCUUGCGCUUCCUCUGGUGAGCAACAGAAGUUUUAAAGCAGACACACAUAUACGUUCAGCUUGAAAGGCUUCAGUUUUGCAACUUUUAUUUUUUUGUCACGUACAGUAACUCCAUCCUCCAAUGUUGUAGAGAGUAUACGUCAAGUCACCAAUGUGAUUUGACGAUUGACAGACAGAUUUCACUCUUGAUGACUCUGUGUGUGUGUGUGUGUGUGUGUGUGUGUGUGUGUGUGUGUGUGUGUGUGUGUGUGUGUGUGUGUGUGGUGUGUGUGUGUGUCAGUAUUUAUUAUCAUUGCAAUUUGACAACUUUGUCCAUCUCCACGACACCAACUUCUAAAUGUUUAAAUGUGUCUCCGGUGAUAAUAUCAUGUGACGCUAACUAACACAAAGACGUGGACAAAGGAAAGGGCAAGCACGGUUUCAGAGGUGUGAAGGAACACAUAAUGUUACAUAAUGGUAUCUCAGGUUUGAACAUAUCACUAAAUGGGGACAUUGGAUGUGUGUAUCCAAUGGAGAAAUGGAAAUGUUAAUUUCUGGGCAGAAUUCAAAGGAACUAAAGGGAAUUUUUAGAUAUGUGAUUAGUGUCUUCCACAUUUUUGCCCUUCCAUUUGGUUUUGUGACUGAACAAAAGCCUGUGCUGUCUGCGCUCAGAUCUCACCUACUCUGCAUGUUUUUUGUCCUGAAAGAGACCAUCUGAGGCAGACUACCUCAAACUGUUUCUGGAUAACCAGAACCACUUUGAUCUGUCAUUGAUGCUGGUCUUAUUUGUGUCCUUUUAAAAAAAUUGAAAAACGAAAAAAAAAAAAACUAUGUUUAAAUAUCCCAGUAAUCACCUCAUUCCUCUUGACACUUUAAAUGUUGAAGUACAUUAUUCAUUUGGCAAACUUAGCCCAUCACAUUUUUUUUUGUGUGUUUUAUUCCAUAUGGUGGUGAUGUGAAAAACGAUAACUGACCUGGAAAAGAGAGCGCAUCUGCAGUGAGUUCUUGGAGUGGCUAACAUGGUUCUUAGUACACUGCAUACUCUUUAUCUUACAUGAUACAUGUGGUCAAUAUCAUCCUUUAGAUGUGAUGACAAGUGCUUUGACAUCUCAGUGGUGACUCAAAUGUGAUGGCCCCAGUUUCAGCGCAGGAUAUUUUGAUACAAAACAUUGAUUUCAGAACUCCCGCAUAAACCAAACUGCACUCAUUUAGUACACUACUUUUUGUCUAUUUUUUUUUUUUUUUUUUGCAGGCUCCAUAUCCAAGCUAAAACACAAGAACAAUACAACAAAGGUGAAGGCUUUUGAAUUUUAAAGACCAACCAUAGAACCUUUGAGAAUGCCAUGAUACAGCUAAAGAGGUUCAUCCUAAUGAAAUGUAACAUAAGUGAUGCGCAUUUAACACUCCGAUAAAACACCAAAUGGUCACCUAUCAAGCAGUUUUUUCUCUUAUAAAGUGAGGUGAAAUUGUUUAUUAAUCAAUCUCUUUGAAGUCUAAUUCACAUUGUCACAUUAGAUGGAUGAUUAUUAUUAUUUGAUAGUUUGUAUAACUUGUCACAUCUUCACAAUUGUCGGUAUCCCAUCCACGUCCGAUUCAAUGUUGACGACUGUAACAUUAUGAAUCCAAUGAAAAUGGAGGUUAUGAUACAACGGUUUGAUGGGUCUCAUCGAUGUUUUUCUAGUGAUACUUCCUUUCGAAGGAGGCACAAUGCUGGUAUAUUUUGUCGCACUUUUAGGGAAAUGAGAGAUCCCAGCGUGAACCAUGUUAACACCACCCCGCCACACAUACAAUGGAGCAUAAAACACACACACACAAAGGGAAGUCACGGCAGCACUGACAUAAAAACCUGAGUGUAAUAUUUUGCAACAUGAAAAUCAU
Messenger RNA from Syngnathoides biaculeatus (alligator pipefish), 3804 nucleotides. RefSeq names its product protein kinase, cAMP-dependent, catalytic, alpha, genome duplicate b (gene prkacab). The transcript is spliced from 11 exons. Gene Ontology annotation, molecular function: ATP binding; cAMP-dependent protein kinase activity; protein kinase A regulatory subunit binding. Gene Ontology annotation, biological process: peptidyl-serine phosphorylation. Bases 420 to 1475 code for a protein of 351 amino acids. NCBI's taxonomy places the organism in Eukaryota, Metazoa, Chordata, Actinopteri, Syngnathiformes, Syngnathidae. Gene Ontology annotation, cellular component: cAMP-dependent protein kinase complex; nucleus. The record is from RefSeq and is a predicted model, not a curated record.